Messenger RNA from Symbiodinium natans, 1124 nucleotides. Lineage: Eukaryota; Dinophyceae; Suessiales; Symbiodiniaceae. The record is from the annotation of a GenBank genome assembly.
GUGGGACGCGCGGAACUCGGCGAGCCCUGUGGUGCUACCACCGAAGGAUGGUGGUGAGUGGCGGAUGUGGUACUAUGGUCGAGCAGGCACCACCUGGGCAAGAGGAGUCGACGCCUUCCUCCCAACAGGAAGGAUCGGGGCAGCGACGUCCGUUGAUGGUGCAAGGUGGCGGCGGCUGAAGGGCCCUCUCGAGGGCGGCGCUUGCCUCGAUCCCAGUGAGGACGAGGACGCCUUCGACUGCGUGCACGUUGGCGUCGGUGAUGUGGUGGAGUUGCCAAAUGGCACACUCUGGAUGUACUACUUUGGGGGCGGUCUCGACGGGGUCCCACGACCGGGCAUCCGCAUGCAGAUCGGCCUGGCUACAUCAGAGGAUGGCCUCACCUGGCGCCGUCACGGGGCACCGGUGCUAGCCCCUGGCGAUCCGGGCGACUUUGACGAGACCUUCGUGGCCUGGCCGCGAGUUCUUCCACCCUGGGACACGAAGAACGUGCCGGGCAUCGUGGAGGGUCAGUGGUAUAUGUCAUACCACACGGCGUCCUUCAAGGAAGGAAUCCAGUGGUCUGCAGGAGCCGCCUUCAGCAACGAUGGUAUCUCGUGGACGAAGGUUCCCAAACCGGUCCUGGAAGGGGGUGGCGGUGGAGCCUGGGACGAGAAAGGGGUUGGCGUGCGUCACCCGGUCCUGCGGCCAGACGGACGCCUGGUCAUGGUCUAUGAGGCCGUGGAUUCUGCCAUGGACCACGCCAUGGGGCUGGCAGAGAGCUCCGAUGGCAUCACCUGGACGAAGGUCCAGUUUCCCGAGGCGGAGCGAGGCGGGCCAAUCCUCAAGAAGGGGGCAGCCGACGCGUGGGACAGCCGUGUCGUUGGCACACCGUACGUUGUGCCUCCCGUGGGGCCUGAAGAUCCCUGGAGGCUUUACUACGUCGGCGAGGCGACCGAGAAGCCUGGACUUUCCGUGGGCCUUGCGGAAAGCUUCGACGAGCGGCUGCAAGUUUGGCGGAAGCGGCGUGCGGAUGCCGACAGUUUGCCAAAGUCGAACAACGAAGGCUUAUACAGCCGUGUGUGGAAGAAGGGCGAGCGCUCUCAAACACGCGACGUCUCUUCUGCCGCUGGUGAUCUCGAUUUAG